This is a messenger RNA of Tripterygium wilfordii, 2685 nucleotides long. RefSeq names its product VIN3-like protein 2. NCBI's taxonomy places the organism in Eukaryota, Viridiplantae, Streptophyta, Magnoliopsida, Celastrales, Celastraceae. The record is from RefSeq and is a predicted model, not a curated record. Gene Ontology annotation, molecular function: protein binding. The coding region runs from base 391 to 2247 and encodes 618 amino acids. The transcript is spliced from 4 exons. Gene Ontology annotation, biological process: epigenetic regulation of gene expression; vernalization response.
CAAACCCGGUUAGAUCGGGCCACCACAUUGCCAUGUGAACGGCGGUGAUGGACGGGUUCACAUUGGAAAAUGAGUGCACCCGCACCCUAUUUCUCUUACGAACAGAAUUUGUCCCCCGUCCCCACUCUGUCACGGCUCCUCCUCUCAAAGCGAGCGCAAACAGAAACCUUACAAACGCUCUCUUGUCUCUCUCUCACAAUGAGUCCCCCAACUCCCCUUCCGUUUUUUUCUUAUGCUCCAUAGUCCAUAGUUUGCUUCUUGAAAAUUUCCCGAGUACUGUAUAUUCUCUGUCAUUCAAUGCAUGAUGAUUUGACUGCUCUAAAAAGUUCUCUUCUUUUUUUUGGGUAUAACCAUUAACCAGGCCUGAGUAAAUCAGAGAGGAUAUCAGGCAUGGCUUCAGCGUUCUGUGGCUAUGUACUUGACCCUGCAAAAUGUAGUCAGCUUAGUUUGAGGCAGAAAAGAAAACUAGUACAUGAAGUUGCCCUAUGGUCAAAAGAUGCUCCUAAGAUUCUUAAUUCAUUCACUCGCAAGGAGCUUCUUGAGAUCAUCUGUGCUGAGAUGGGUAAAGAGAGAAAAUACACAGGGUUUAAUAAAUCUCAAAUGAUAAAGCACCUCCUUGAGUUAGUUUCUCGGAAAUCCAAGAGAAGCAACAACCAGCAUUUUCUUGGCUCUUCUGCUGAGAAAAAUCAAACUGGAUCGAGAAGUGAAAAGUGGAUAGAACUCCAACAACAGGUGUCAACGGACCUUAAUCAUGUUUCUCAUGAUGAUAGUAAAGAAGAACAUAUAAAGCCCAUCGUCUGUCAGAACAUUGCUUGCAGAGCUCCUUUACAUACAGAAGAUGCUUUUUGCAAAAGAUGUUCUUGUUUUAUUUGCCAUCAGUAUGAUGACAACAAAGAUCCCAGUUUAUGGUUAACUUGCAGUUCCGAAUACGUUGAAGAAAAUGACUCGUGUGGAAUUACAUGCCAUCUGAUAUGUGCUUUGCAGGAUGAAAGAGCUGGAAUUAUGAAGAUCGGCUGCUACGAAAAGUUGGAUGGCAAGUUCUAUUGUGUUGCUUGUGGGAAAGUUAAUGGACUGAUGCGAGUGUGGAGAAAACAAUUGUUAGGUGCCAUCGAGGCAAGAAGAGUUGAUGUGUUGUGUUUAAGAGUUCUGUUGGCUCACAAGAUUCUCACAGGAACUGAGCAAUAUAAAAAAGUGCAGAGCAUCCUGGAAACAGCCUUGGAAUUGCUGAAGAAUGAAGUGGGGCCACUGGGUCUUGUAUGUAAAAAUAUGCCACGCGGUAUAGUCAACAGGCUUUCCUGCAGUGCUGAGGUUCAGAAGUUGUGCUCUUCUGCAGUGGAAGUUUUUGAUUCAAUGUUUGAUGACACUUGCACCAAUAGCAUGGGAAGGAAAGAAAUCGCAACUUGCCAGGUUAAAUUUGAAGAAUCCUCUUCAACCUCAGUAGUCCUUGUACUUGACUAUAUGCUUGAUCAAUAUAGCGACUUCUAUGUAUGCAAGCUGUGGCAUCGUAAGUCUAGUGUGAGAAGUUAUCCUCAAAAGCCCACAUUUGCUGUCUUUACACCCCAGAAAAGAUUUAGGAUAACCUAUCUCGAUCCUUCUACUGAGUAUUUCUGCAAGAUUUUACUAUUUAGUAGCACUGGAAUUGUGGGUGUUUGGGAAGCUAAAUGGGUCACACCGACAUCAAGUGAUGCUCGUGUGACUGCUUUAUGCAAACAUGAAAAGGAGGAAGAUAUAGCAGACACUGAGACUCAUCCUCAGAUACAAUCAAUCAACUCCGCUGAUAGUAUAUUAAACUCUGGAGAUAACCAGGGGCAGCAUCAGUCAGUAAAGGGCACCAAGAAGAAUUACAAUGGGAGUCUAUACUCUUCUCCUCCUCUCUCAGAAAGUGAUCGUUCGAUGUUAUCACAAUCAAUUUCUCCAUCCACGCCGUGCAAGUCCAAUGGAAUGCAAGAAGUAACGGGUUUGGGUUGUAGAAAGCAGCUGGAGAGUGAUUAUGAGUUCUCCGUGAGAGUAGUCAAAUCGCUAGAGAUUGUGGGACUCAUAGAUGAGGAUUUCAGGGUAAAAUUUCUCACUUGGUUCAGCCUGAAAGCUACAAUGCAAGAGAGAAAGGUAGUUAGCGUUUUUGUGAAUGUUUUGGUUGAUGACCCUCCAAGCUUAGCUGGUCAGCUCAUCGAUACCUUCACGGACAAGAUAUACUGCAAGCAGAAAGCAGUUCUGCGGUCUGGUUUCUGUACAAGGUUGUUACAUUAAAUAUUGAAUAAUGAACUUUUGUCCAUUGCAUGAUUCCGGUUUUUACUAGACAUCUAGGAUUUUUAGGUUAACAACAGGGUUUACUUUGUCAAGUCGUUAAGAUAGAAGGUUUACUUCUUUAACUGGCUUUUAAUUUUGUAGAUGAUGCCCCGAAGCUGAAAUUCUGGCGGCUAUUUCCUUUCUGUUUUUAUCAGCAAUUGAAGCUGAAUUGAUGACAGGGUAAUUGCAUUGUUAUGGAAGAACACUAGGUGUGAAGCAACAGAUCAAUCUGCUAAAUUCCAAGUAGAUGGUUAUGUAUGUAAGAGGCUUCAGCAUAAUUUCUCAAUAUUGUCUGCAGUUUUGAAUGGAGGGUUCCUGACAGACUGACUAGCUAUGAAAGUUUCAUGUCUUCCAAACUUUUUUGUAAGAUGAAUAUCAUCUUGUGGAAUGAACUGAAAA